GCGCGGGCUCGAAAAACAACAAAACCGGCCCCUCCGCUCCCUACCUUUUGCGAACCGUCUGUUUUGUCUUGCCUUGUCUGCCAUCGCAUUUCAGCAUAGCCUUUGCUUGCGUGCUUGCCUUGCCUGUCUAGAGUUGACUCUGUCUUUAUUCCUUGUACAUACCCCCUCUUACGGUCUAUCGGUUGCCGCGAGCAGCUCCUCGCAGCAGACAAAAUGGGUUCCCUCGGCCUGGAGGACGCCUAUGUCACUCUGCUGACCACCGACACUUACUUGCCUGGCGCCCUCGUGCUUGCGCACUCCCUGCGCGAUGCCGGCACCACCAAGAAGCUAGCCUGCAUGGUCACGCCCGACACUGUCGCGGGCGAGGUGAUCGCACAGCUGAACACCGUGUUCGACUACGUUAUUUCCGUCCCGACGAUCCGCAACGCCCACCCGGCCAACCUGGCCCUGAUGAACCGACCCGACCUGCACUCGGCCUUCACCAAGGUCAACCUCUGGAAGCAGACGCAGUUCCGCAUGAUUGUCUACGUUGACGCUGACGUCGUGGCCGUCCGCGCCCCUGACGAGCUCUUCGAGCUCGAGGCCCGCUUCUCGGCCGCCCCCGACAUCGGCUGGCCCGACCUCUUCAACUCGGGCGUCAUGGCGCUGACCCCCAACAUGGAGGACUACAACGCCAUGAUGGCCAUGGCCGAGCAGGGCACCUCGUUCGACGGCGCCGAUCAGGGUCUCCUCAACAUGCACUUCAAGGACAACUUCAACCGCCUCCCAUUCACCUACAACGUCACCCCCUCGGCCCACUACCAGUACGUGCCCGCGUACCUCCACUUCCAGUCGAGCAUCAACAUGGUCCACUUCAUCGGCCCCGACAAGCCCUGGCGCCAGGGCCGCGGUGUCACGACCGGAAGCGGCCCCUUCAACGACAUGGUCAACCAGUGGUGGACCGUCUACGACCGCCACUACGGCAAGAACUCGACAGCCACAAAGUCCUCGGAUAUCGUCCGCCACUUCGUCGCGGGAGAAUACCAGCCCAAGGGAGCAUACAACGUUCCCACUUAUGGCUCGUGGGAUGCUUCGAGACACUCACCUCCGACUGGGUCCGGGGCGGAAGCGCCCAACCUCCCGCGGUCGUACUACGCCAUGUCUUCUGACACUUCUCAAUACUCUGGAUAUGCCACGUCUCAGCAGAUGCCACCCCCAAUCUUCCCCUGGGAGCAGAACAGGCCGCAGCCGUCGCGGGUGUUCCACGACACGUUUCCACAGCAGGAGGAACAGCUCGUGGUGGCGUUCGGUGAGUCAGCCGGCUCAGAGGCUGCAGGCCAGAGCGACGCAGCUGAAACGGCGUCCUUCACAACGGAAUCGGUCUCGGAGCUGCAAACCAGCGAGCCCAACACCCCGACAGCCCUCCCGACCUACCCGCCCGUGACGGUGGCGUCUGACCCCUGGGCCACCUUCACGCUGGCCAACGCCUGGGACGACGUGCCCGAGAUUGACCGCUACAUCGGCAUGCUGCAGAAGCACCGCCGCAUGAAGAGCGGCGGCACCGUGACUGGUCUGCGCCAGGAAGGCACCGGGCAGGACAAUGAGGCUAACAAGGAGCCCGGGUCCGACGGCAGGCGCGGCUCCAAGGUCACCGACUUCCCGUCCGAGACGGAGCGACCCAGCCUGCCCGUGACCCCCGCGCCCGUCCGGCGUCAGGGGUUCUGGGCCGGUGGUAGCCCAGAAACCGAGGUUGAGAGCGUAGGUCCCGGCAAUCAGAUGCUGCCGGCUGCGCAGGGCGUGCCGCAGCAGUCUGAUUGGGUAUGAUCCUGUGGCGCAGCUUCAAAUGCUCGCUAAGCACCAACCCCAGCUGCUGCUGGAGAAGCUCGGUCCGGGCUGGCUCGAGGGGGAGCGGUCGACAACGGUGCUGAGCCCGCAGCCGGUGAAGCCUGCUGGGAACUUCUCGACGACCAUCCAGGAGCCGAGCUAUCACGGCCCCAGCGCGGCGUGGGAGAGGGGGGAGGACUUCCCGCUGAGGGAGACGCCCAUGCCGCCAACAGAAGAGGAGAUGGAUGUGCUUCAGACAUGAUGAGUCCACGUGGGAAAUGAGGGGGUUUUCGAGUCUUUCCUUUCUAAUGUGUAAUUCUUUUUGUCACCUAGGGGCUUUUGGUUAUUUUUCUUUUGUCAAUUUCAGCGGUGGACCUCACCAUCUGGUUCGUUUCAGGGGGAAAAAGGUGGUUUGAGUGACGGGGAGACGACGCACCCGCUAGCAACCCCAGUGUUGUGAGAACAGAUGGAUAAAUCGAGUAUCCGAACAUUACUAGACUACAUUGGAGCAUGGCAUGGAUAAGUCAG
Messenger RNA from Gaeumannomyces tritici R3-111a-1, 2331 nucleotides. RefSeq names its product glycogenin. NCBI's taxonomy places the organism in Eukaryota, Fungi, Ascomycota, Sordariomycetes, Magnaporthales, Magnaporthaceae. The transcript is spliced from 8 exons. The record is from RefSeq and is a predicted model, not a curated record. Gene Ontology annotation, molecular function: glycosyltransferase activity. Bases 214 to 1803 code for a protein of 529 amino acids. Gene Ontology annotation, cellular component: cytoplasm.